AGGCGGUCUCAGCGGGUCUCGGCGAUGGCGGCAGUGCAAGUGGGAUCUUCCAGCAGCGGCGGAUUUGCGAGCAGCUCGUGCCGGGCGCAGCAAUCCAGCGUCGGUGCCAAGCGCAGCAUCCACUUCACGGCUUCCACAAGUUUCUUUGGGAAGAGGGACUCGCUGAGGAUAAAAAAUGGGUUUUCCAGGCCGGGAAGAGGUCCGUGUCACAUUGUCAAAGCUCAGAGUGGAAGAAGUAGUGCCACUUCCAUGGUCGGUCCUUGGGAGCCCGAGUCGCCCAUCGGCCAGUUCCUAGUCUCGCUGCUCCAGAGCCAUCCUCAUCUCUUCCUAGAAGCAGCCGAGCAGCACAUCCAGCAGCUUGCCGCUGAUAAGAACGCCGCGGCUGAGAAGUCGACCAAUUCUUCCGACUCAGAGCUCGUCCUCUACAAGAGAAUCGCGGAAGUUAAAGAACAGGAGCGCCAGAAAGCGGUCGUGGAAGUGAUCUAUUCUCUAGUCGUCCAAAAGUUCCUUGACUCGAGGCUGGCUCUGGUUCCCAAGAUUCCGAGCCUCCCCGCGAACCAAAAGGUGGACAGCAACUGGCAAUCCGUGCUGGGCGACAUGGAAUCGAUCCACUCGGCCGAGGUUCUUGAGGUCGUGAGAGACCACCUCGGGAUGAUCCUCGGCCGCCCCUCGCCGCACUACCAAGAGCCAUACACUCUGGUCCAAGCCAGCAAGAUGAAGAUCGGCCAUCUCUAUGCGGCGACGGUGGUGUUUGGCUACUUCCUCCGGCGUCUCGACCAGAGAUAUCAGCUCGACCUGAGCAUGAAGAAAGCUCUGAGCAGCGACAAACACGAGGACGAAGAACAAGGAGUGGAGUCAGGGCCGGGAGUGUCCGAGGAGCUCGACUUUAAGACUGACGCAGAGGGAGAGAAGCUGGCGGCCGAGGCAAACGCGGCAGUGCAAGCGAUGCAAGCGGCAAAAUCGUCGACCACUCGAGGCGGGCUUGGAGGAUCCGGAGUUUUCCCGCAGCUGGGAUGGAAGCCGAGCAAGCUCAAGAGCUAUGUCAUGUCGCUGGACCCGGAGAGCUUGCAGAGGUUUGCGACGCUGCGUUGCAAGGAGAGCUUGGACGUUGUGGAGAGGCAGACACAGGCGCUGUUUGGCAAGCCCGAGGCGGAGAUCGCCCCGGAUGGAUCCGUGGUUUUGCUCGCCGGUGACUCGUUUACCAUCAGCUUGUCCGGGCUGAGGAGAUUGGUGACGGAAGCGGUGGUGUUUGGGAGCUUCUUGUGGGACGCCGAGGCUCACGUUGAUUCUCACUACAACUUGGUUGGCUAAGAUGUCUGUGACACUCCCUUGAACUUGGAGUUUGUAGUAAUCUGUAUUGGAGCUUGCGAGCACCAGCUUCUUUUUCAAACUGUGUUGAUUGAAUGCAAAACAAGUUACAUCUUUGGAAUGCC
Selaginella moellendorffii is the source of this 1433-nucleotide messenger RNA. Its product is annotated as UV-B-induced protein At3g17800, chloroplastic. Bases 25 to 1311 code for a protein of 428 amino acids. The record is from RefSeq and is a predicted model, not a curated record. NCBI's taxonomy places the organism in Eukaryota, Viridiplantae, Streptophyta, Lycopodiopsida, Selaginellales, Selaginellaceae. The transcript is spliced from 3 exons.